AUGAGUAGAGUUGGUGUGGGGAGGCUUCCCUUGCCUGAGAAGAAGGAGAGGAGGAGUAGGCGAAGUGGGUGGGAGGAUGAUACCUGGAAAAGAGGACUACGAGCUAGUACAUUGACCUACAAUGAUGUGCAUGUGAACUUCACUCUAGAAGAGUGGGCUUUGCUGGAUCCUUCCCAAAGGAGUCUCUACAAAGAUGUGAUGCUGGAGACGUACAGGAACCUCACUGCUAUAGGUUAUAAUUGGGAAGGUCAUAAUGUUGAAGAGCAUUGUCAAAGUUCUAGAAGACAUUCAAGACAUAAAAGAACUCACACUGGAGAGAAACCUUAUGAAUGUAACCAGUGUGAUAAAGCCUUUGCACAGAGGAGUGCUCUCCUAGUACAUAACAGAACUCACACUGGAGAAAAACCCCAUGAAUGUAACCAGUGUGGUAAAGCCUUUGCACAUAGUAGUGAUCUCUUAAUACAUAAAAGAACUCACACUGGAGAGAAACCUUAUGAAUGUAUACAAUGUGGAAAAGCCUUUGCAUGUAAUAGUAAUCUUCAAAUACACAAAAGAACUCACACGGGAGAGAAAUCUUAUGAAUGCAAUGAAUGUGGUAAAGCGUUUUCAACUAACAGUAAUCUCCAUCUACAUAAAAGAACUCACACGGGAGAGAAACCGCAUGAAUGUGACCAAUGUGGUAAAGCCUUUGCACAGAGGAGUACUCUCCUCUCACAUAACAGAACUCACACUGGAGAAAAACCCUAUGAAUGUAACCAGUGUGGUAAAGCCUUUGCAUACAAGAAUGUUUUCAUAAUUCAUAAAAGAACUCACACUGGAGAGAAACCUUAUGAAUGUAACCAGUGUUGUAAAGCCUUUGCAGAUAACAGUCAUCUCUUAAGACAUAAAAGAACGCACACUGGAGAGAAACCUUAUGAAUGUAACCAGUGUGGUAAAGCCUUUGCAGAUAACAGUGUUCUUCUAAUACAUAAAAGAACUCACACUGGAGAGAAACCUUAUAAAUGUAACCAGUGUGGGAAAGCCUUUGCACGAAGGAGUGCUCUCCUAUUACAUAGCAGAACUCACACUGGAGAAAAACCCUAUGAAUGCAACCAAUGUGGUAAAGCCUUUGCAGCUACCAGUAAUCUCCUAGCAAGAGUUCUCAGCAAUGAGGUAGGGAUCUACACUGGACUUGAAUGUGGAAAUGAAUGUGCCUUUUAA
Meriones unguiculatus (Mongolian gerbil) is the source of this 1200-nucleotide messenger RNA. RefSeq names its product zinc finger protein 431-like. Bases 1 to 1200 code for a protein of 399 amino acids. The record is from RefSeq and is a predicted model, not a curated record. Gene Ontology annotation, biological process: regulation of transcription by RNA polymerase II. NCBI's taxonomy places the organism in Eukaryota, Metazoa, Chordata, Mammalia, Rodentia, Muridae. Gene Ontology annotation, molecular function: RNA polymerase II cis-regulatory region sequence-specific DNA binding; DNA-binding transcription factor activity. The transcript has 5 exons.